CCAUCACCACCACCAGCAUCUCGCUUUCGCUUUCUUCUGAUCCUGCUCCUCGCCGUUCUCGAACUAGCGUCUCGGUUACAGGGCCUGCGUUUUCAGGAUCCCACCGUCUCGCUUUGCUUGCUUGAAACAAGCGUUUUUUUCGACCUUUUCUGGGUCAGGUGGGUGGGAGGAGAUGUGGGCGCGUUCAAGCUAGCGUGGUGGUGGUGAACAUAUCUGGAUUCAUCUGACGCUCGGGAAGCUGUGUUGGGGUGUUGAGCGAGAGUCGGGGGCUGGGCAGGGAUUCUCGUGUUAUGUAGAGGGAAAAGAGUGAGGGUGUUUGACGUGUCGCGACGGAGCUUGGUGACGGAGAUUUGCAGCGACGGGUGGAAGGGGAGAAAAGGGUUUGUGAGUCGGCGAGGUAGAGAGACAGAGAGAGAGGGCGCGGUGCCGGAGUUAUGGACGUUGCAGGCGCAGGUGGGGGAGGGGCCGCGGACGGGAACAUACAAGGAGUGCCCACGCACAACGGCGAGUACACGCAGUACAACAUCUUCGGCAACUUGUUUGAGGUGUCUAGGAAGUAUGUGCCGCCCAUUCGCCCCAUCGGCCGAGGCGCCUACGGCAUUGUGUGUUCCGCUGUGAAUUCUGAAACGGGAGAGGAGGUGGCCAUCAAGAAGAUCGGUAACGCGUUCGACAACAGGAUUGAUGCAAAGCGCACUCUGCGAGAAAUUAAGCUACUGCGGCACAUGGAUCACGAGAACAUUGUGGCGAUUCGCGACAUCAUUAGACCUCCCACCCGGGAAAACUUCAACGACGUGUACAUUGUAUAUGAGCUGAUGGACACGGAUCUUCACCAGAUCAUUCGUAGCAAUCAGCCGCUGACAGAGGACCACUGCCAGUACUUUUUGUACCAGCUACUUCGUGGGCUCAAGUACAUUCACUCGGCGAAAGUUCUUCACCGUGAUUUAAAGCCGAGCAAUUUGCUUCUGAAUGCAAAUUGUGACCUCAAAAUUUGUGACUUCGGUUUAGCUCGAACAACCUCAGAGACUGAUUUCAUGACGGAGUACGUUGUGACUCGCUGGUACAGGGCCCCAGAGCUUUUACUAAACUGCUCCGAGUACACCGCAGCCAUUGACGUGUGGUCGGUAGGCUGCAUAUUCAUGGAACUUUUGAACAGAGAGCCCUUAUUCCCGGGGAGGGAUUACGUCCAACAGUUGCGCCUCAUCACAGAGCUAAUUGGGUCCCCUGAGGACCACGACCUGGGGUUCUUGAGGAGCGAUAACGCGAGACGUUACAUAAGACAGUUGCCUCGAUUCGCCAGACAGCCCUUAGAUAGGAAGUUUCCCAAUAUGGGGCCUGCUGCGAUUGAUCUAGUGGAGCACAUGCUACGGUUCGACCCUGCGCGUCGUAUCACAGUGGAGGAGGCUUUGGCGCACCCAUACCUCGCGACGCUGCACGAUAUAAACGAUGAACCGAUCUGCCAUAGUCCUUUCGAGUUCGAUUUUGAGCAGCCAUCGUUCACAGAGGAGCACAUCAAGGAGCUUAUCAUGAUGGAAGCGAUAGCCUUCAACCCUGGGAAUGUGGGUGACAUGAUGUCCUAGUGGAUUCUUGUGGUACUUCUCCUUUGAGAGCUGUUGCGAUCGGCGCCAGUAAUCUGCUGAGCAAAAGCCAUGGCUCUGUUGUGUGGGUAAAGAGAGCAGUACAAGGAGUCGUGUUGGGCUUGUCCAACCCUCCCUCCUUGUGCCAGUGCAUCGCUCCAUUCCUCUGUCGGUUCUUCCCCAUUUUGAGCGGCAUGCAUGAUCCUAGGGUGGUUUUUAUCUGGGAGACCAACAUUGAUCGAGAGCACUAGCAUACCUCCACUCAACAUCGGCUACUUCGAUCAAUCGCUUUCCUGGCGUAGCUUAGCAGAUCCUAGAGACCUUUCUUUUCCUUGUGCCAGACCUUCCUUGCCGAAGUAUUAGUUUCAUUACCCGCUCUAGAAUGAAACCACUCCUCUGUGAGCUGUGUGGUAUCUAUUAGUGCGUUACAUGCCGAUCAUCGCUUAUUACUCUGUAAUUUAUGCCUUGCCAUUACUGUGGCAGAGCACUGAACUUUGAUAUAAAUUCUCAGUUCUAGAUUAGAUGCUCAAACUAAUCAUUUGGAUUCAUCUCA
Molecule: messenger RNA, 2127 nt
Organism: Physcomitrium patens
Lineage: Eukaryota; Viridiplantae; Streptophyta; Bryopsida; Funariales; Funariaceae
Product: mitogen-activated protein kinase 4b
Biological process (GO): protein phosphorylation
Molecular function (GO): ATP binding; MAP kinase activity
Source: RefSeq, a predicted model, not a curated record